Messenger RNA from Metarhizium album ARSEF 1941, 858 nucleotides. RefSeq lists its product as uncharacterized. Lineage: Eukaryota; Fungi; Ascomycota; Sordariomycetes; Hypocreales; Clavicipitaceae. The coding region runs from base 1 to 858 and encodes 285 amino acids. The record is from RefSeq and is a predicted model, not a curated record. The transcript is spliced from 3 exons.
AUGGCUCCGACAAGCUCCAAGGCAAACUACAAGACCUACGAGGCGCAAGCCCGCAUGGUCAGGGCUAUUGUCGCCGCCCAUCCGGACGUCAAGUGGAACUACAAAGAAAUCGUUGCCUGCUACGGCUCGGACAUGACGGAGCAUGCGCUCAAUCACCGCUUCCGCCGGCUCAAAACCCAGGCCCUGAUCAUCCGCCAAGGGCGCACCCACGGCUUCGACAUGAAGCACCUCGUCGUCGAAGAUAACAUGCCUGCGGCCCAGGACGCCGUCGACAAGAAGAAUAUAGCCAAGUACUUCGGGCAGUCGACCGCAGACGGGAUCCAGUUCCAGUUCCGCGGCAUCAAAAAGGACGCCGACCAGCUGCGCCAGACACACUCGUCGGGCGGCGACGUCGCAAGCUGCCUCUCCCUCCAGUCCGGCACCUCGACGCCCACAAAGCUGGCGACAGCUUCAGCCCGCACGCCCGGCAGUCGCAAGCGCCCCCGCGCCGCAGCAGAGCCCAAGCCCUCGUCCCCUGAGCCCUCGGACAACGAGGACUGGAGCGACAAGGAGGAGUCGCCGUCGAAGCGGACCGCUCAGCGCACCCCGGCCCAGAAGAACGGCGUGCGCAAGGCCGCCGUGCGGGCGAGGGCUACCAUCGCCAGCGCCGCGCUCGACUCCGACUCGGACGCCCUGCUGGCCAAGCCGGAGCUGGAGCCGGAGCAGUAUAAGAGCAUUUUCGGCGACGUGGCCGUACCCUCCAGCGCCUUUACCGAAGGCGCCGCCGAUCCCGUCUUCUCUAGGUUUCUGGGGACCACGCUGUAUUCCGGCACUUUCGACGACGCCUUGGGGGCGGAGCUCGAGGACGGCGAGAUGUGA